CCCCAUCCGAGCUUUUCCUCCUCACCUGUCGUCUCCCUCGACUUCUUUCUUUCCAUCCGUCACCCCUCUCUCUGUCUCACUGGUUUUCUCCACUCCCCCAACCUUCAUGUCAGCCCCCUUCUCCUUGACCAAAAAUCCAGCCCCUUUCCACUUCUGGAGGCGUCGGCGAUGGCAUUCAAGCAGGUCUUCUGCGCCCUGCGAGAGGUCUUCCCGCAGGUUGAUCUUCGAAUAUUGAAGGCUGUAGCCAGUCAGUAUUCCUCUGAUGUUGAUGCAGCUGUUGGAUUUGUUCUUUCCGAUGUCAUUCCAGCAGUAAGCGAACCUACUGAAACAGUUUUUACACUCCAAGAUGUUGAUUAUGCAGAACACGACCAUACUGAUUCCAGGAAAUCUAACUUGCACUCUGGAGGGAUAUCAUUGGUGGAUCUAGGAGCUCGAGAGGAUACCAGUGCCCUAUUUGGUACGUCAGCUGAGAGCAGUGGCACUGUUGGUGAAUGUGAUCCGUUUUCAGAUUAUGAUGGACCAUUCCAGAGUAAGAACAAAAUAGAAAAAUGUUCCCAGAUCGAGGAUAAAGUGGUGAUAAAUGAAACAAGAAUUCCUACAACAGUAAUGAACAGCCUUCUUCAGGAGCAUUAUGCUCUGCUUGGAUCGUCAUCGACAUCUGCAGCGGAGCCACAUAUGAUGGAGUAUGAGCAGUCUGAUUCAGGAGGAUGUAAUGAUCAUUGUGCAGCUGAAAAAGAUGAAGUGACUCCAGAGACUGAAAUAGGCAACCGCAAACACUGUAAUGAUAAUUAUGAGCUAUCAGAUUUGCUUGCCUCUUCUGGGAAUAUGUUGCCAUUAUUUAAGGAGAGCCCUUCAGAUUGUGCAGUGAAACAUGGAGGGCAAGUGCCUCUGAAACUUUCUGAUGAGGUAAGUAAACAUGAUUUCGACAAGUCAGAAGAUAACUGUUACUUGGAAACCUUACUUGUGAAUUUUCACUCAAAGGAAGACAAACAGACAUCAAAGAAUUUGCCAAAUGCUCCAACUGUCCAUACGCUCUCCAACCCAAAGGAUAAUAAUGACUUACAAGUUCUGUUUGAAAACAAAGAUAAUGCUGGAGAAGAGUUGGGUGCACUCUGUACUGCAGAAAAUACCCCUGAGCUCCACAAGUCAGCAAAUGAUGGCAACUUCUACAAUUUAUUUGGCGAUCUAUGCACAGUUGACGAGACAACAAAAGUACCAUUGAAUUUUACUGAGGAGAAAAAUGAGCAGUCUUUUGUUAAGCUAGACGAUCAACACAAGCUAUUUGACUUAUUUGCCUCAUCCAAAAUCGUAGAUAAUUCAUUACAACCCUUUCAAGAAAAGGGUGGUUCCGAGACAGUUCAUAAUGAGGAGCUACCUUCAAUACAUCUCAAUUUCAAUAAUCGCCGAACUUUUACUAAUAAAAGUGAGGGAUUUCUUGAUAACUCCACUCAGUCAUUUCAUAUCACUGAAAUAAACAAGAAUAUUUCUGAUAUCACUAAAAGCAAGGAAUCAUUGAGCUGUUUGUAUGAAUCAACAAUCAUGAAAAUGAAAGAGGUUGAGCUUCAGGAGGAAAAGUCUCGACUAGCAAAACAAAAUGCUGACAAGGCACAUCAAAAUUUUCUUGCCAUGGCAGAGCACUUUAACCAGCUCAUUGAGAAUUCGAAAGAGUCAAAUGAUAAGCAAGCUCAAGUAUUGUGUGGAGAAAAUUGUUCGUUGGUGGCUCUAACUCAGGACCUUCAGUCUAAGCUUACCAAAUUGGCUGCUCAAAGAAAUGAAGCGCUUACAGCUGUUCAGGAGAUUAAAUUUCAACUAGAUGCACGUCUAGCAACUUCGAUGGAGGAAGAGGCUGCAGCAAUGGAGCAAAUUAUUCAAGAAGAUAAAUUAGCUCUAUUGUUACGUAAAGAGAAGGAAGCUACAAUGGGGAGCAUAAUGGAGGAGUCAAGAAAGCUCCAAAAGGAAGCCGAAGAGAACAUUUUGCUGAGAGAACAAUUGCUGGACCAGGGUCACAUCAUUGAUAUCAUGCAGGGAGAAAUAGCAAGCAUCCAGGCCCGUGUAAGCAAGCUUAAAUCAGCCUUGGUGACGACUAGCAGCUCAGCUAAUUCUUCCCACAAGAAUGACUGCAAGAGUGCGUCAGUUGACACAGACCGGCCCUUGGGGAGCAAUGAAAACAGAGAUGAUCUGCCUCAGAGGAACCAUGCUAAGGACCAUAUGACGUCUUCGGAUGAUGACGAUGACGAAUGGGAGGUGCUGGAAGCAAAUUAAGCCUAGAGUGAUUCAGUUCACUGUUCAAAUAUGUCUUGGUCAAUAAGAGGACAUCAUUUUGGCUCAUCCAAAAUUUAUGUGCCAAGCAGCAGAAUGUACACAGAAUAUACAGCCCCACUAGUGCACACGGCAGAUUCAUGCACCAAACUGCUACUGUCGGAAGACUGAACCUCCAAACAAUUCAGGUGUUUGGCUCUCGUGCUUUGUAAAUAUGCAGAUGUGCCGAUGGACAUAUAUCAGUGUUUACUGUUGUAAUUAAACUUGGUUGUAAUCUAUCUAUCAUGUAAAUAAACAUGAAGUUAUGUGCCUAUGUUUGUUCGUAGUCAAGUUUAUACAUAUAUAUUGGCAAAGAAUGUGAUUCAAAUGUAUGC
Messenger RNA from Triticum urartu, 2633 nucleotides. NCBI's taxonomy places the organism in Eukaryota, Viridiplantae, Streptophyta, Magnoliopsida, Poales, Poaceae. The record is from RefSeq and is a predicted model, not a curated record.